Rubroshorea leprosula is the source of this 1185-nucleotide messenger RNA. The record is from the annotation of a GenBank genome assembly. NCBI's taxonomy places the organism in Eukaryota, Viridiplantae, Streptophyta, Magnoliopsida, Malvales, Dipterocarpaceae.
AGGAGAAUAUAACAUUGCAUAUCUUUACCUACCUACUUGAGCUUAAACUUGAGUUUUUAAUCUUUAAGUGAUCAUUUCUUGUAAUCCUCUUCUUGUGCUAUUAGUGAGUGAUCUUGGGGGUGUGUUGAUUCCUUCAAGAGUGAUCUAUUGAGAGGAUUUGUGGGAUUUACAUUGUAAAGGGGUGAGGUGAAAUGAAUAAAUUCUUGGAUGUAAUUGGUGGAGCUAGUAUCCCCAAGAAGAAGGGAAAGGCGGUGAAGGUUGGGGUGGUGGAAAGACAAGGUGGUGGGAGCCCUGCAUCUCAACUUGAUGCUCAAGCUCUAGUAAUUUCCCAACCUCAAAGUCAGGGGGCUGAGGCCUUUCUUGUUGAAAUUGAACCAUUAGUUCGAGAAGCAGAGGUUACACCUCACAAUAAGGGAAAAGAGUAUGUUCCUUUGCCAAUGUUGAGAUUCUAUGAGGCUAGGAUUAGAAGCAUGACGAAGAGGUGCAUCAACACCUACUUCCCAGAAAUGGAUUGUCAAUGGGCUAAGGAGGAGGUGGCCGUACAUGGAGGAGUAGGGGUGGUAUGCCACGUCCUAAGCUGCAAAUCUCAUCAAUAUAUUGUCAAACAAGUUUUUCAAGAGCCUAAGGAAAGAAAUAAACUUAAUAAGGAAAUUGCCAAGCUUGUUAAGAAAAAUGAGGAGGCCAGGUGGGAAAAGGCAAAUUUGAUCUUAGAGGUGAAGAAGCUUCAAGAUGAGAAUGCCACUCUUUGGAAAGACUCGGAGAACUCGUACCAAAAAAGAAAAAUUUGUGAAGACGAGCUCGAGAAGAAGGAGAAAGAGCUGGACAAAGUUAGGAAGGCAGCAACUAAGUUGGAGUUGGAGGUCCAUAACUUUGUUGAAAGGCAUUUAGCAAACUUCUUGAAGUCUAGCACUUUCGAAAACAUUGUCAACCUGUAUCAAGUAGAAGUCAAGGAAAACGGGGAGAGCAGUAUUGUUGAUUUCCAUCCUAAGAUUGAGCUGAAGUGGGAUCGGGAUAGUAGAGGUCGAAUCAUUUAUCCUCCGAACUUUGAUUUUAAGUUCAUAUCAGUGGAUGACAAAAGAAGCGGAAGUGCUGAUAAGCCAGAUUAGCUAGCAGAGUAGCUUUUUACUUUGUCUAGUUUAAAUAGUGAUGGUAGACAAUUUGAUUUAUUAAAUGAAUUUAAAUUUU